Messenger RNA from Aspergillus novofumigatus IBT 16806, 2744 nucleotides. RefSeq names its product serine/threonine-protein kinase chk2. The record is from RefSeq and is a predicted model, not a curated record. Gene Ontology annotation, biological process: mitotic DNA damage checkpoint signaling; protein phosphorylation. The coding region runs from base 454 to 2397 and encodes 647 amino acids. Gene Ontology annotation, molecular function: ATP binding; protein serine/threonine kinase activity; protein binding. Gene Ontology annotation, cellular component: nucleus. NCBI's taxonomy places the organism in Eukaryota, Fungi, Ascomycota, Eurotiomycetes, Eurotiales, Aspergillaceae. The transcript is spliced from 6 exons.
UAAGGGUACCAAGUACCAAGGUACUAAAGUACCAUCCUUUCUACUAGGGGGGUACAAAUCAAAAUAUUAGCUACGUACUAGAAUAUAUCUAGGUACCUGAGGUACUCUUCUUGAAUUGCAUUUAGUCUAGAGUAUCAAGGUACUAUUGCCGCCUGCAAGCUAAUCUGGUGUUAAGACCAGUCUCCGGGUCUAGACUUGACCGCUCAAGUUAACUGCUCUCUCCGACCCGUGAUCCUCACCUUCGACCUUGACCCAAGGAGUUAUCUGAGCAUUAUCUCAAAAAUUUCUGUCUCCAAUCCUCAGACAUGCAGAAAUGAGAUAGAUUCUACGCCUGCGUGACACUGUACCCGUGCAUCGCGGUCUGGAUCCGCCUAUCCUUUGUCCUCGAAGGCUCCCAAGCUACCGGUAUUUGAAUCAAUCUGAGGGCUGUCGAGGCAUGCAAAUCAAUGAAUGAUGGCACCUCAAAACGAACAGAGUUCUCUCAAACGUAGCAGGGUCAGCACAGAUAGCGAUUCACAAGAUCUAAAGAAGCCUCGACGCUCCGAGAGAAUUACAUCUAAGAAGCAGUCGCAAGCGACCCCGGUCAGCCAAACGUACUUGCCCACCCCAUUGACUGAACUAGAUUCGACUGCUACGGAUGUUCGGAAUGAAGUCACCGCUACUCCACCGGACAGUCCUAGCCAAGCUCUAUCGACUGUCGAACAAUUCAAGGCGUGUUCAUCUCCUCCUGGUGACACUCAAGCUCUUUCACAAUUUGUUUAUCCACCCAGGGCAUUCGCCGAUGAAGUCGAGGAUGAAGCAGCAGAGGGAGUUUGGGGUUAUCUGAUUCCUCUUGAUGACAAAGUCCGAGAUGCGCUUGUGUUGAGAAAGCGCCAUAGCUGCGAUGCUCGCAAGAAUGGCGACUCAAAGACUCAGCCGAGCAAAGAAUCCCAGCACUCUCAAGAAAAGAGUCCCAUCGGCAGACAAAGACCUAAUCGACCUCCUGGGGGUUAUCUGGUCGGUCGUCAUCCAGAGUGCGACCUGGUUAUCAAUAUUCCCACAAUAUCCAAUCGGCAUUUCUUAAUAUUCAGCGAAAACAAGAACGGCGAUUCUGUCGCAAUUGUGGAAGAUCUGUCCAGCAAUGGCACCUUUGUAAAUGAUGCCAUUAUCGGGCGGAACAAGUAUCGCGAGCUUGAAGAUGGCGAUGAAAUCACCAUCCUGGAUGAAGCGCGAUUCGUUUUUAGAUACCCCCGGACGAGAGACACGAACGGUUUCCGCCAGCAGUAUCGGUUGCUUCAGCAGCUCGGAAAAGGUCAUUUUGCAACUGUUUACUUAUGUGUAGAACGUGCGACUGGCACUCAAUAUGCCGUUAAAGUGUUUGAGAGGCGUCCUGGCGAUUCUCAGAAGUCUCAGACCGAGUCCUUGCAGCAAGAGAUUGGCCUCUUAAUGGGGGUCAAUCACCCGAAUCUUCUGUGCUUGAAGGACACCUUUGACGAAGCCGAUGGCGUUUAUCUCGUCCUCGAGCUUGCACCUGAGGGCGAGCUCUUUAAUCUGAUUGUUAGCAGACAAAAAUUUUCCGAAGAAGAAACCCGCCAUAUCUUCGUUCAGCUCUUUGAGGGUCUGAAAUACCUGCAUGAUCGUGGCAUCGUUCAUCGAGAUAUUAAACCCGAGAAUAUACUUGUAGCAGACAAGAAGCUGACUGUGAAACUUGGUGACUUUGGACUUGCCAAGAUUAUCGGGGAAGAUUCAUUCACCACAACUCUAUGUGGGACACCAAGUUAUGUCGCUCCAGAGAUCUUACAGGAGUCUCGUCGUCGAAGAUACACCAAGGCCGUUGACAUCUGGUCAUUGGGAGUCGUUCUAUACAUAUGCCUUUGCGGAUUUCCCCCUUUCUCAGAUGAGCUUUACACGCGUGAGAACCCCUUCACAUUGGCACAGCAGAUCAAAAUGGGCCGAUUUGAUUAUCCAUCACCGUAUUGGGACUCUGUGGGCGACCCAGCUCUGGACCUGAUAGACAGGAUGCUUACAGUUGAUGUUGAGAAGAGAAUCACGGUGGAUGAAUGUCUGGAACAUCCGUGGCUUACCGGGAAACACAUUAGCGUUUCCGAUAGCACAGAGGGGCUGACGGGUGCACUUGGAAAGCUCGACUUCUCAAAACGCAAAAUCGAGCGCGAGCGGACAUUGCUCAGCAGUAUCAAUGAUGCUCAUUUCAGCGAACACAAUGAAGGACCUGGUGCUCCUGUGAAGGUCUUCCACAAGAAUAAUGCUGGCAAGCGCAUGCACAACCAGCCAGCCCAUACUAUCCAGCAAAAUGAGGCCGCGCCCGAUGAGAAUACCGCUCCCAAUGAUUUUAUCAAUCUUGGAGAGCGCGGUGACCCGGUGUUGUUUGAGGAAGACUCAACAACUCAUUAUAAGUGAUCGGAGGCCAUCUUUAUUCGUAUCUAAAUCGCAGCAUUGUUAACGUUGGGAUGUUGUAAAGGUAUGAUCGUCCAGUUCAGCCCGCCUGACGGUCAAGAGCCCUUUAAACCUCAAGUACGUGAAUAUGAUAUCUAAAGCGCCACACCAAUGGCCAGUAUUAAUAUGCUUAUUCGAGUUGUACCAGUCCUGUAUCCGCCUGUCAGUUGAUGCUACCCCGAACAGAAGGAGAUUGGGCAAUGACUGCUGUCCAGCAUCAUGAGCCCUGCCUACUUUACUAUCUAACUGAUUGAAGUUAGUAGAUUACCUGCGACUGCCAGGCAAUAGCGUUGCAUCCUCGUCUUAUCACA